AUGAGUGCUAGUUCCCUUACCAUGAACCCGAAACCAGAUCGAGAUGUCAUCGAAGCAUAUUGCAUUUUAUAUAAUCGGGCCCGCUACGAUCCUAGUCCGUAUACCGAGUCAGACUACUUUCGCUUCCUCGAAAUACACCAUCAGCUUCUAGAAAGUGUGGUCGCCAAGGAACUACUGCUAUCUUCAGAAUCGCCUAACAGGACUACUAAGGGGCUAUAUAAACGCCGCAAAACUCCAUAUUUUAAAGACAUGCCUAAACCUAUGCGAUCAGUCAAUCCGAACUUCCUGGAGAUGGAAGCCAUCUCCCAAGCUGCUAAAAAUGCUCCUAAAGAGAUCGCUCCUUCUGGUGGCGCUGGAAGCACCCUCCGGUCACCCCUUAGUAGAAGCGGAAGUGCAGCGAGUGACGACUCACAAACAGCUCUCAUCGGACUUGACGACAGCCGUAAUGAUUCAGGGCGAGUGGGGCAGUGA
Messenger RNA from Mesocestoides corti, 471 nucleotides. The record is from the annotation of a GenBank genome assembly. NCBI's taxonomy places the organism in Eukaryota, Metazoa, Platyhelminthes, Cestoda, Cyclophyllidea, Mesocestoididae.